AUGGCAACAUUCAUUACUGGUGGAACCGGGAAAACUGGGCUCGCCCUUGCCAAACUACUCCACCAAGCGGGGCAACCAGUCCUUGUUGCUUCUCGCUCGGGGAAAGCACCAGAACCAUUCCAAGCUGUUGAGUUUGAUUGGUUCAAUCCCGCAACUUUCAAAAACGCUUUCCAGACCGGUACCACCAUCGAUAAACUCUUUAUUGUCGCACCGUCGGCCUACGAUGCCAUUCGCCAUGUAGAACCAUUCCUAGAACUCGCUGUGUCUCAGGGGGUUAAACGAUUUGUAGCUAUCACAAGCACACAAUCUGAACCUGGGGAUAUUCCAUUGGGCACAAUACAUCAAUGUCUGUUGAACUUGAAAGUCGACUAUACGAUUCUCAGACCGACUUGGUUUAUCGAAAAUUUCUCUACCACGUUCUAUAUGAGCAUCAGAGAGAAGAAUGAAAUAUUUUCUUGUGCAGAAGAUGGGCGCGUACCUUUUGUAUCAGCAGAAGAUAUAGCCCAAGCCGCUUUUGAUGCCUUUACUGCUGAAAGGUCCCCUAACAAAGAUUACUUCUUGGUUGGGCCAGAGCUAUACUCAUAUGACGAGGCAGCCAAGCUCCUUUCUUCUGUCCUAGGGAGAGAGAUCGUUCACAAACGACACACAGUCGAGCAACAAACCCAAAUCUUCGGAUAUUUUUUGGCGCCUGAGUAUGCCAGACACCUGGCACAUGUCGAACACUUGAUCGCAUCGGGAGCAGAGGAAAAAAUAUUAGAUGAGAGUGAGGAUCGCAAGUACGUGGGCAAACACACGUUGAAGGAGUAUUUCGAAGCAAACAGAAAUAUAUGGAUCAAAUAG
Psilocybe cubensis is the source of this 840-nucleotide messenger RNA. RefSeq lists its product as uncharacterized. The transcript is spliced from 3 exons. The record is from RefSeq and is a predicted model, not a curated record. NCBI's taxonomy places the organism in Eukaryota, Fungi, Basidiomycota, Agaricomycetes, Agaricales, Agrocybaceae. Bases 1 to 840 code for a protein of 279 amino acids.